GCGGAGCGAAAGUCCUCUCGGUGUGAAAAAGGGGGGUAACCCGGAGUGACGGCGUGGUGGCCGCGCUGCUCUCGGAGCUCGAAGUUGCCCCUGCGUCUUUUCUCCCUCCGGCCGCUCUGUUCCUGCGGCGGUGCUGUCUGCAGGAGGCUGCAGCAGACAGACCAACAAACACACAGACAGACCGACUACCUUGAAAAAAGUGUGAAGAGCCGAGGAGAAGACAUCUUCAAGGACCCUGCAGAAACUACACGCCAGGUGUAGAGCCGCGGUUGUGUCAUGACCCCCCGGGAGCACCUGAGGAAGAUGACUGCUUUGGGGGAGCAGGGACCUCUCGAUGAGAAGCACUGGUACCGCCUGGUCAACGGGAUGUCUGCGGGGGAGCUGCGGCAGAGGCAGGAGCUGCUGAUGAGGAAUCAGAUGGCCAUGGCCCCCCAGCUCCUGGCCCAGGGUCAGCAGCGCCUGCAGGGCGUCCCGGCCCAGUUUGAGCCUCGCUUCAUGGACCGGGAGCUGGUGGCCCCCUCUGAGAUGGUGCCCACUGAUGCCCGGCAGAUCCACAUGGGGCCCCACCUUGGCCCGCCCCUGCCCCCCCACUCCAAUGUAAUGCCCACCAGAGGAUUCCCUGGGGGAGGAUAUGGUUUCCUGCCCUCAGAACCCAUGGAGACGGUUGCCCGGAGACAGGAGAUGCUUCACAAGCAGAGCAUAGCCAGAAUGGAGAUGAACGCAAUACUGCACCAGAAGGAGCUGGAGAGUGCCCAUCAGAAGGGGCUUAUGGGUAUUGAGUCCCCCGUGAUGUUCCAGGGGAUCCCCCCAAACGGCAUGGUUUUCAGAGGGCGCCAGCGGCUCCCCGAAGGGCACCUCCCCAGCGAUGUCUUCGUCCACCGCACCACGCUGGAGGACCUGCAGGCCAACAGCCUCCUCAUGUCUGCCAGCCCCUACCCACCAAUCAGCACGCUGCAGAGGGAGAGGGGACGGCGGGCCAGCAGGAGGGUGACCAAUCACAAGAGCGCAGACAGCAACGCCCCCGGUUCCAAGGGCCAAUCGGAAGACAAGAGCGUGGAGCAGAGCCCGGGGGCUUCGGGAGAGGAAAAGGAGGUGGAAGGGAAAGGCGAGUCAGGCAGCGAGACCGCGAGUAAACCAGACCUGACGAAAAUGGACGCCGACCUGCCGUCCGGCAGCAGCAAGCCCUACAAGGACUGCGAGUCGGGACUGCGCAAGAAUGGCAUCAUCAGCCAGGAUGGAUGUGCUGAUGGCACGAGCCUCUCUGCGGGCGCCGGGGACAAAGACAUGCCCAACCCCUGCUCAACUUUCCACGACAAGUUUCUCUACCCCUCCUCUUCUGCCCAGCUCUCCAACAUGCCUUACAUGUUCCCGGUUCCAGGCAGCGGACUCCUGCCUCCUGGGCCCAACAGUGUUUUUCUCAAUGGCGAAGACAUGUCGUCUGUUGAGGACAUUCGGAAGUGGACAGUGGAGGACGUCUACAACUUCGUCAACAACAUCCCCAGCUGCUCCGAGUACGCUCAGACGUUCAAGGAUCACAUGAUCGACGGGGAGACUCUGCCCCUUCUCACAGAGGAGCACCUCCUGGACACGCUCAGCAUGAAGCUGGGCCCAGCGCUCAAGGUCCGAUCCCAGGUGUCCCGGCGAAUGGGCAGCAUGUUCUACAUGAUGAACCUGCCGCUCGCCGCCGCCGCCCUGCAGACCAACCCGGAGAAGGCGGGCGACCGCUCGUCGGAGGUCAGCUCCCCCCUCAACUGCAACAGCGUGGAGCUGCUGGGGAGCCCGUGCACCAGGGAUAUGGAGAGCGCCAAGCCCCCUGAGCAGGCGCCCAUGAUGGACAACCCCACCCCGCAGUCCACGGUGGAAACCGCCUGAGCUGCGUGGGAUCCCACGCGGAUCAGGGGGGACUCAGACUGUCACUAUCAGCCAAAAACGGCUGCUUUUUGCUGUGCCCCACUGCAUUUCCUAUACUGCACUCAGGUUUACCCUUUUCACAAGAAAGUACAUAAUAAACUGGCACACAAGCCUUUUCAAAGGGACACAUGUGAGCAUUGGUUCUACCAUGCAAACUUGGAAUGAGCCAGUGAAGGGGGGGGG
This is a messenger RNA of Megalops cyprinoides (Indo-Pacific tarpon), 2094 nucleotides long. It is a transcript of the gene samd7, whose product is annotated as sterile alpha motif domain containing 7. The transcript has 10 exons. The record is from RefSeq and is a predicted model, not a curated record. Lineage: Eukaryota; Metazoa; Chordata; Actinopteri; Elopiformes; Megalopidae. Bases 277 to 1872 code for a protein of 531 amino acids. Gene Ontology annotation, molecular function: protein binding.